This is a messenger RNA of Wasmannia auropunctata (little fire ant), 1551 nucleotides long. Its product is annotated as fructose-bisphosphate aldolase-like. Gene Ontology annotation, molecular function: fructose-bisphosphate aldolase activity. The record is from RefSeq and is a predicted model, not a curated record. Lineage: Eukaryota; Metazoa; Arthropoda; Insecta; Hymenoptera; Formicidae. Gene Ontology annotation, biological process: glycolytic process; fructose 1,6-bisphosphate metabolic process. Gene Ontology annotation, cellular component: cytosol.
GACUAAUUAAAUUAAAAAAAUAUAUCCUAUCAAUAGACAUGUCAAUUCAAAAUGAUGCGAUUGGGAACAAAUUGCUGCUGCAAAGAUAAAAUGCCGGUAAUCGCGCGAUACAACCGAAUCAUCAGUAAAUGCCAUUAUAUAAUUGUAGUCAUUUAAAUCAAAUAUAUAUUUUUCGAUACAUUUAGAUUUAAAAAUAUCAACUAAGAAGACAAAGAAACAAAGAUAAGAUUUGUAAUAAUGAUUUAUUACAAUUUGAUCUUUGGUACACAUCAGUUAUCAUCAACGAUUACCAAAUGUACUGAACUCGAUCCUGCUUUCCCUGGAACUCAAAAAAUCAUCGAGACAAUCAGUGUGCCUAGAAAGGGACUAUUGGCCUGUGACGAAUCGCCUGCGAGUCUAGAACAGAGAUUUCAAGAAAUCGGUAUAGAUAAUACCGAAUCUACGAGACGUGCAUAUCGAGAAAUGCUAUUCUCCGCGAAUAAGUCUCAAUUGUCGCAGUAUAUAAGCGGUGUGAUUCUCCAUCACGAAACAAUCCAUCAGAGAACGUCGGAAAAUGUGGAAUUUGUCGAAUUCCUACGUCGAAGGAACAUCGUAGCCGGCGUGAAAGUUGAUCGAGGUCUGGUACCUCUUUUCGGCACCGAAGAUGAAAAGACUACGCAAGGUUUGGACAACUUACAAGAGAAUUGUAUUCGGUACAAAAACGAGGGCUGCCAUCUCGCCAAGUGGAGAUGUGUGUUUUCGAUUUCGGAACGAUGUCCCAGUCGACUGGCGAUGAUUACCAAUGCAAAUGUUCUUGCGAGGUUCGCUAGCAUCUGCCAAAGCGCGCGAAUGGUUCCCAUAGUAGAACCGGAAAUAUUGAGUAAUGGCGAAUAUGGUAUAGAUCGGGCUUUACAAGUUCAUGAAGAGAUGCUGUCCAUCCUGUUUCGUGCUUUGAAUGAGUAUCACGUGUAUCUUGAGGGAAUGAUUUUGAAACCAGCGAUGGUACUGUCGAGUAUAAAAAAUGCAAUAAAAUGCACGCCGCAGAUUGUUGCUGAGUAUACACUAAGAGCAUUACGAAGAACAGUACCCGCGGCAGUUCCAGCAAUUUUUUUUCUAAGCGGCGGUCAAACUGACGAAGAAGCUGUGUUAAAUCUAAAUGCCAUUAACGCAUAUGACCAUAGAAAGCCAUGGAGGCUCAGUUUCUGCUAUGGGCGUGCUCUGCAGAACGCGGCGAUGAAAAUUUGGAAAAACAAUCCGGAAAAUGAAGAUAAGGCUCAAGCAAUGUUCCUUAAAAGGGCCCAAUUAUGCUCCGAAGCAUCUUCGGGAGAAUUACAAGUUGAACAGUACAACAUGUGCACUCGCUUGUAAAGAUUAAACAGAUGCUUAGUUUUUUCUCCUUGUGGAAUAAUUAUAUGUACAACGCAUUCAUCAAAUUUUAUAAUCGCCAGAAAAAUUAAUAUGAUAUAAGUAUAUAUUUUAAAUAUAUAUUGUUAAAUCAUUAAAGACUAUUUUUUAGACUAUUAAUAAAUGUGACUAUUAAUGUGCAAAUUAAAUCAUUUUCAACAAAAUGUA